AUGCCCACAUGGGCUUUGAUUCGCUCCGCAGCCAUUACAAGGAUUUCCUCAGAACUCGAGACCGGCCAGACCGGCUACGAAAGAAACGCUGGACACCAGCUGAAUUAUUUAAGAUAUCAUCGGCACCAUUGUCGGGCCCAAUGCUACCAUUCAGCGGAAAACUCAUGCGACCACCCUCCGAGAGAUCGUCUACGACAUCUUCACGUUCUGACUCUGAGCCUCGCUACCAUCGUCAACACCCAUUUCGGGCUCAAGUCCAGCACCAAGCCCUACCCAUCCCUCCUUACACCGCGCCGACACAUGGCCGAGGCGGAAUCUCUCUCGCCGCUCUUCGGAGGCUAUGAUCAGUGGCACGACUUCUCUGGCGCAUAUUACCGACGUCAUCGCUUUACGCCCUCGAUCUCCCCAUCAACCUCGCCGCUUCCAUUCUACCACGAUGAUCAGCACUUGCCCUCUUACGCCGGUCUUGCCUACAUUCCUGCGCGCGCGGCCUGGAUGGAGAUGCCCAAGCCGGACUUUCGUCCAGGGUAG
Rhinocladiella mackenziei CBS 650.93 is the source of this 531-nucleotide messenger RNA. RefSeq lists its product as uncharacterized. The coding region runs from base 1 to 531 and encodes 176 amino acids. NCBI's taxonomy places the organism in Eukaryota, Fungi, Ascomycota, Eurotiomycetes, Chaetothyriales, Herpotrichiellaceae. The transcript has a single exon. The record is from RefSeq and is a predicted model, not a curated record.